GUCAAAAUGGCGGACAAAGAAAAGACAGAAAAGGCGGCACAAAUAUCUUUGCCUCUGUCUAGGAUUAAGACGGAGCUGUUUGUGCAGGACCUGGCUGUAGAAACACUGAAGAGAAGCAGAGAGGAGAACAAAGUGGACUAUAAAGACCUGGCUGAAAUUGUGAACACAGAUGAUAAUUUAGAAUUUUUACAUGAUAUCAUUCCUAGAAAAAUUCUAGCCAAGGAGUAUUUAUCACAGAUCAAUGGCGGUGGCUCCAGUGACGACGACGACGAUGUUGUGGUCCUUGACUGAGAAGUCUUCUAACUAUACCUUUUCCAGAGUCAUAGAACUUACUAGUGACAUGUCCUGAUGUGGAUAUCAUGGAGCUCUUCUCAACUCAUCAGCUGGCAAAUUUCAUGUAGUAGCUCAUGGGCUUGGACUGAAGAUGCCCAUAGACGGAAUGCGGGAUCAUUAUUGAGAAUAUUCAUAGAACUCUCACCCCAAGCGUCAGUCAUGUCAUUGCACAGUGUCUGUUUCCUGUAACUGGGACUAAAGAUGCCCAGGUGUAGAACUUCAUUCCUUACACCAUUUGCCACAUUGCCAGGUUUGGCAGGAAGAGUUACAACUCAAAUAAUCUUAAAUUAAAAAUUUGUUUUAGUCGUGGAGUGAUUCUGCCAUAGCAGAAAUACACUUACUCUUAACCUACAUAAAAAACUUGAAGCAAAAAAGGCAUUGAAGUUAUUUAUGAAUUUCUAUAUUUAUGAGUUUUUAUACCCUUAAGUUCUACUGCAGUACCGAUGUGCUCAUAGUGCUGUGAUCCAUAGCUAUGAAUAGUGACAGUCCUCAGGCCCAAACUAACUGGCGCAGUACACGUAAUCCACAUCAUUUAUUCAUGUUGUUUUCCAGUCUGUUUGUGACAACAUAGAUUCUCAGACCGAGUGUGAUGUAAAAUAUCCAUGUGCAUGUCCAGAAAGGAAAGUCUGCAAAAAAUUGUUGCCAUCUUUGCUGUCUUUGUCAGAGUAUACGACAUGAUGUCAUGAUCUAUUGUGUCUAGUUUAAUAAUGAUGGAUGAUAAUAAAGAUAAUGAAUCAUAAUUGUUUAUUCAACAAAAAAGUUACAGUGGUUUUUAUUUUUACCACUCUUGAUGAUAACAAUAAUACAGGGGAAUUUCUACCUUUGUGACAAAAGUAUAACAUC
Lingula anatina is the source of this 1176-nucleotide messenger RNA. RefSeq names its product chromatin accessibility complex protein 1. Gene Ontology annotation, cellular component: CHRAC; nucleus. Gene Ontology annotation, biological process: DNA-templated DNA replication; chromatin remodeling. Lineage: Eukaryota; Metazoa; Brachiopoda; Lingulata; Lingulida; Lingulidae. Gene Ontology annotation, molecular function: protein heterodimerization activity. The record is from RefSeq and is a predicted model, not a curated record.